UUCCCUCAUAAAUAUUUUUCGGUUUCAAAAGCAAUGGUUAGGAAGCGGACGAAGAAAAUUUUGUUAGCUUUAUUCCUUGGGAUGACAACAUAUGUAUCUUUCCAGCUAGUAUAUGUUUGGAAGUAUCGCUUCACCUCUUUAGCUUCAGGAGAGGAAGUCGAUCGACAGAUGGAGAAGAUCGAUUUGCGACGACUGACAACAACCCCGACAACCUCAACAGGGUCCUUAACAACAACUUAUACUUCGCCGCAAAUUAAACACAGAACAUUUCUUACAACCAGGAGAUCUUGUAUGCAACAUUACGAUCUUCUUAUGAUUAUCUCAUCCGCUCCAGGUAAUUUUCAAAGAAGGAAUCUUAUUCGCAAGACUUGGGCUUUCGAAAGAGCAUUUCGACCAAGAUGGACAACGGUUUUCCUCGUCGGCCAAACACGAGAUGAAGCUGUAUCAGUCACAUUAUUAAAAGAAGAUAAGGCUCAUAAAGACCUUGUGCGAGCUAGCUAUUACGAACACUACUGGAAUCAAACCCGAAAGAUACAAAUGGGCUUCGAAUGGGCAGUAACGUAUUGUAAUUUCUCAUUUCUUUUGAAGCUGGACGACGACGUGUUUGUGCAUAUUCCAAGAGUUCUUUCCUUUUUGAGUGCGCCCAACACACCGAAGAAAAAGCUUUACGCUGGCAAUCAUUACACAAAUAAUGUUCCUUUCAGGGGAGGAAAAUGGAAGGUAACUUACGAAGAAUAUGACAAGACAAGAUAUCCAGAUUUCUGCCCCGGUUUUGGUUAUAUUUUAUCUCACGAUGUUGUAAGUACAUUUGUCGAAACGUUCUCUUCUUUUCCGUUCUUUCGACUGGACGAUGUCUACGUUGGCAUGCUUGCAGACAGGAACGGAAUAAGUGUCACAAACAAUAACGGAUUUGAGUUAGGGCAUCCACGAGGAUUUGUUUGUGUUCCAACAAAUUAUACUUUAGUCAGGCAUGAUGUAGGAGAAGAAUGCCAGAUGAAGAUGUUCAAGACACUCAUGUUCCCUGACUAGUUCAAUACCGUAAUAAAUGCAAGCAAUGUUGUAUUCAUUUCAAUACAAUUAUUAAGUUAAAUAUAUGUUCUUCGUCGAUCUGCAAUUGCUCACAGCCCUCUUGUUUUGACUGACAAAGGGAUAACGCUAGAAAUGCCCGUUUCAGAAACUCUCUACGGAAGUCAUUUUACAUCAAGAACUCAAGAGAUAAAAACAAAUCACCUUCGAAGCAGCACAGUUUCUUUAGAAACUCACCUCUUCCAUUCGAACGAGGGAUUUGUUCGUUUAACUACGGUUUUUGUUUUCAUAUAUUCAUA
Molecule: messenger RNA, 1325 nt
Organism: Pocillopora damicornis (cauliflower coral)
Lineage: Eukaryota; Metazoa; Cnidaria; Anthozoa; Scleractinia; Pocilloporidae
Product: beta-1,3-galactosyltransferase 5
Biological process (GO): protein O-linked glycosylation
Cellular component (GO): Golgi membrane
Molecular function (GO): hexosyltransferase activity
Source: RefSeq, a predicted model, not a curated record